Messenger RNA from Fonticula alba, 2067 nucleotides. RefSeq lists its product as hypothetical. Gene Ontology annotation, biological process: dephosphorylation. The record is from RefSeq and is a predicted model, not a curated record. The transcript has a single exon. The coding region runs from base 26 to 1837 and encodes 603 amino acids. NCBI's taxonomy places the organism in Eukaryota, Rotosphaerida, Fonticulaceae. Gene Ontology annotation, cellular component: fungal-type vacuole membrane. Gene Ontology annotation, molecular function: alkaline phosphatase activity.
CCCCUGCCCGCCCAUCCCCCCGGCCAUGGAGAAUAGUCCUCUUCUUGGCUCCGACCAGGUGCCCCACCCGUCAGGUGGGAAUGCCUCGGUCAACACCUCCUCCUUCGACUCGGGCGCCACGCACGACAUCGCCAGCCACCCGGUCGGCACCUAUGACGAUGACGACGCCGAGAGCAUGAGCGUCAACUCCAACGGGCGCCGCUCCCUCUGGUUCUAUGCCUUCGCCUCGAUCCUGGUGGCGGCCGUGCUCGGGUCCAUCGUGGCGGCCGUGGUGCUGGUGACCAAGAACCACACCCACCCCCCGCGGGCGGUGAUUUUCAUGGUGUCCGACGGGUGCGGGCCUACCUCGAUGACGGUGGCCCGGAACUUCGCCCAGUACCGCCAGUCGCAGGCGGACCCGACCACCCCGGUCAGCAUGCAGCUUCCCCUGGAUACCAUGCUGAUUGGGUCUUCCCGGACGCGGUCUUCCUCGUCGCUGGUGACCGAUUCGGCCGCCGGUGCCACGGCCUUCUCCUGCGUGCAGAAGUCCUACAACGGCGCGGUGGCUGUCACCGAUGAGAUCCGCCCCUGUGGCACCCUGCUCGAGGCGGCCCAUGUCCUUGGCUAUCGUACCGGCGUGGUGGUCACCUCGCGCGUGACGCACGCCACUCCGGCCGCCUUCACGGCGCAUGUGGCCCAUCGCGAUUCGGAAAACCUGAUUGCCGAGCACCAGGUCGCCGGCGCGACCCCGCUCAAGUUCAUGGCCGAUCUGGUGCUCGGUGGUGGCCGUCGUCACUUCAUCCCGCGCGAUGUGCCCGGCUCCGUGCGCACGGACGACCGUGACCUCCGCAUCGAGGCGGCCGAGAUCUUCAACGCCACGGUGGUCCAGUCGGCGGCCGAGCUGGCGGCUCUCCCGCGUGAUGCCAGCUCCCUGCCGGUGCUCGGGCUCUUCUCCACCAGCGACAUGGCUUAUGAGGUGGACCGGCCCACCACGGACCAGCCCUCGCUGGCUGACAUGGCCGCCUACGCGCUGGAUGUCCUUGGUGGAGAGCUGCGCGACCACCGGACCCCCUUCUUCCUGAUGAUCGAGGGCUCGCGCAUUGACCAUGCCGCCCAUGACAAUGACCCGGCCGCGCACAUCUAUGACCUGAUCAUGUACAACGAGGUGGUGGCCAUGGUGAAGAAGUUCGUCGAUGAGCAUCCGGGCACCGUGGUCAUUUCGGUGUCCGACCAUGAGACCGGCGGCCUGUCCGGCGGCCGGCAGCUGACCCCGGAGUAUCCGGAGUACAUCUGGUACCCGGAGGUCAUUGCUCGGGUGUCUCGGUCGACCUUCUUCGUGGCGGCCGACCUCUUUGCCUAUGCCGCUGGGUCUGGGUCGGAUGCCCCGCCCUCGGAGAUCGAGAUGCGCACCUAUGUCCUGACCACCAUCGAGAACUACCAGGGCGUCAGUGACCUUACCAUGGCCGAGCUGGACAACCUGACCACCCUGGCGCUCGGCGGCCAGGCCGCCAACCAGGCUGCCAUGAUGGUUGCCCUGGGGGAGGUGAUCUCCGUCCGUGCGGAGCUUGGCUGGACCACGCAUGGCCAUACCGCGGCCGAUGUCAAUCUUUAUGCGUAUGGUGGCAGCCAUGCCGCCACGGCGCGCGACAUCAUGCGCGAUCUGGCCGGCAACCGCGAGAACACCGAUGUUGGCCUCUUUGUCCGGAACUAUCUCGGCCUGGAUUUGGCCUCCAUCACGGAGCGCCUGCUGGCCGGGCCGCUGGACCUGGGUGGCCUGGGCAAGGCCAUCCGCACUGCUGUCGGCGGCCAGCCCCGCGCUGGCGCCUCGCCGGAGACCGCUCUCUGGGGCCAUAACUGAGUGUGGCACGAGCCGCCCUUCUCCCCCCCCCCCCCUGUUCGGGUGGGUGGGUGUGCGUGUGUGUCUCACCCUCGCUCUUCUUCUCUUCCCCUCUCUCCUCCCCCUGUCCGUCCUCUUUCCGCAAGGGGCCUCCAUCGCACGCCCUGUUGUGUGUUUGGCCGGGGGAGAGGGGGGAGGAGGAAACACUUCCCCUCCUACACAGAGAUGUAAAAUAUAAGCACAAUCAUGUC